GAGGCGCAUUGGAUUCCGACUCUACGGACUGUUUACUUCCGUCAAUAUCACAGAGCAGAGAGGGACUUUCACCCGAACAACACAGAACACCGCGAACAUGCCAUUCUUGGGCCAAGACUGGAGGUCUCCUGGCUGGAGCUGGAUCAAAACCGACGACGGAUGGAAACCCUUCGAGUUUUUCGGGACCUACAAUAAGGAAUUUAGUCUGGAAGAACUCGAUAACGAAAACAAGGAGAACCUGUACGCCGACAACGUGUGUAAAGUCGCUGCCAAGAAAAGGAAAAAAGACCACGUCAACAACAACACACGAUCGCAGUUUCUGUACCAGGAGCGCUGGAUCUACGUGCAGAAGGAAAGCACACGAGAGAGACACGGCUACUGCACCCUGGGGGAAGCGUUCAACAGGUUAGACUUCUCCAGCGCCAUCCAGGACAUGCGCAGGUUCAACUACGUGGUCAAACUGUUGCAUCUGAUCGCCAAGUCUCAGCUGACGUCUCUGAGCGGAGCCGCUCAGAAAAACUACUUCAACGUGCUGGAGAAGAUCGUCAGGAAGGCCCUGGACGAUCAUCAGAAUCCGGGGCUGAUUAAGGCCUUACUGCAGGACCUGAGCGCCGUACUCGGCACCCUCAUCCGUGAAGUGGGCAAGUCCGUACUCGUGGGCAACAUUAACAUCUGGAUCUGUCGGCUGGAGACCAUUCUCAGUUGGCAACAGCAGCUCGGCAACUUACAGAUCCCUAAGCAAAUCUCCAACGGUGCGACGCUGAGCGACCUUCCGCUGCACAUGCAGAGCAACAUCCUGUACAAAUUUAGCGACGCCUGUGACAUUAUUAACCUGGGACAGGCCACGCCCACACUGCACAUGCUCAGUGAGGACGGGCAGCUGUGGAAGAAGCUGUGUCAGUUCCACUUUGCUGAGAAACAGUUCUGCCGGCACUUGGUUCUAUCAGAGAAGGGUCACGUGGACUGGAAGCUGAUGUUCUUCACACUACAGAAGCACUAUCCAAAGAAGGAGCAGUACGGAGACACACUACACUUCUGCAGACACUGUAGCACCGUCUUCUGGAGGGAUUCAGGCCACCCCUGCACAGCCAACGAUCCCGACAGCUGCCUCACGCCCGUCUCACCCCAGCACUUCAUCGACCUCUUCAAGUUCUGAACUCUUUAAUAACAAAUACCUAUCGUCCAGCUCCAGCUCCUCUCUAACACCGCCUCGGUUCUGCCUCGGACUUUCUAUCCUCUAUCUCUAACUGUGUCGGAGAGCUGACGUUCCCUCCCUCGCUGUUCUCUCUCUGCUACCUAACGACUGACCUUUAUUAUUUCUGUAAACUUCAAGGGCUUAUUGAUUAGAAAGAUGCCACGGUGUUCGCAUUUACUCACUUCUCUGUGAUGCUGGAAUAUUUGGGUAAAAUGGGUUGCAUUAAAAAAAACAAGUCUAUCAUAGGAUUCAAUUGCUCGUAAAUAACUGUGUAAUAACUUCUGGUGCCCUGAUGCUCCAUCAUUUCCCCACAUUUUCCACCAUAAUGAAUGCAGGUGUAGGUUACAGGGUAAAAUAAAACAGGAAUAUCAUCAUGAAGCAUUUACAGAUGGGAAAUGACGACCAGGUUUACUGUUUAGAUGCAUCUUAGCACUCAGGUGGCCCAGCCUGACGUCUCAGCUCUGCUAUUAUCAUUAUUUGACCCCAGAAUUUUGUCCAUGUGAUCGGCAACCAGCUAAUCGAUCCUUAAGGUCCUAAUUUUGAACAUCAGCUUCCAGACGUAUGGUAAUCUAAUCUAGUUUGAAUUGUCCCUUGGUGUAAGUGUUCGUGAACGAUUGUUGGAUGUUUUGCAAUAGACCUGAGCCUCUCGGGUUCAUGUUUCUUAAAAAAUAAGCUUUAGAUUUAACUUCACCCUAAUUAUCAUGAUUAUUAUCGACAUGUUGUAGUAUUUAUUAUUAUGUAUGAUUGUAAUAAUAAUAGAAAUCCGUGUAGCUGCUCCCGUAUUUGGGCGUCGCCACAGCGGAUCUGGUCGUCAUACCAGACACGGCACAGGUUAUAUGCCGGACGCCCGUCCUCACGAAACCCUCCUAUUUCUAUCCGGGCUUGGGACCUGCACUGUAAGCGCACUGUCCAUGUGAUCAGCAACCAGCUAAUCGAGCAGCUUCUAGUCUUAAUCGUCCCUUGGUCUAAGUGACCGUGAAUGAUUGUUGGAUGCCCUGCAAUAGACCUGAGCCUCCAGGGUUCAUGUUUCUAAAAAAAAAAAGCUUUUUAUUUAACUUAACCUUAAUUAUCAUGAUUAUUAUUAUUAUGUUGAAUCAUAAUAAUAAUACAUUUAAGCUGCAUGUCAAGCAUUAUUCAGGCUGUUAGAUUCUUACUCUUAAAUUUACAUACAUUCAGAUACUCACUUUCUUAACCGCUUAUCCAAUCAGGGUCGUGGGGGGGUGCUGGAGCCUAUCCCAGCUUUUCAAUGGGCGCAAGGCACACAGUAACACCCUGGACGGGGUGCCAGUCCAUCACAGGGCACACACACACACUCAUACACCUAUAGUGUUAGAACGUAUUUCUAAUAUUACCCCUUGCAGUGCUAUCAGCUGCUCAGACAUUUAAAAUACAGACACGGUUGGCUGUGGGUGGGUCCGGGGUCAGGGAUGCUUUAACGUUCCUUGAUCAGACGUAUGAGCUGUGUGGGGUGUUUAAAGUUGUAGUUGUAGCCUAGUGGUGUAAGGUACUGGACCAGUAAUCAGAAGGUUGCCGGUUCAAACCCCACCACCGCCAGGUUGCCACUGUUGGGCCCUUGAGCAAGGCCCUCAAUUACUUACAAUUCAGUGUCCCCUGUUAACCUGACUGCAUGUUUUUGGAAUGUGGGAGGAAACCGGAGCACCCGGAGGAAACCCACACAGGCACGGGGAGAACAUGCAAACUCCACACAGAAAGGACCCGGACAGCCCCGCCUGGGGAUCGAACCCAGGACCUUCUUGCUCUGAGGCGACAGUGCUACCCACCGUGCCGCCCUCAUUCAGACACCCGACAGUUUAUAAUCCAGUUUCAACAAACACAGCUUUAAUAUUCUCUUCUUUUGGUUGAUCCUGUAUUUCGGGGUCACCACAGCGGAUCAGGUCCUCAUACCAGACUUGGCACAGUUUUUUGCCGGGUGCCCCCCCCGACACACCCCUUCUAUUUCUAUCCGGGCUUGGGACCUGCACUGUAAGCGCACUGACAAAUAUCGGCCACCCUUUCCAGACAUUAGCCAAUCACGUCCAGCAGUAGCGGGCUAGCGGACUUCCGCUGCCCCACCCGAGCACCACAGCUUUAAUAAAUAAGGGCCAGUACGUGUUUCAGGGAGGAUAUUAGGAACCGUGCUGCAUGAUACAGGGUAGAAUGUGUCAAUAAUUACAGUAAAUGAAAUGAAAUGAAUGAAAAGAACGAAGGCUGUUCCUUUUGUCCGUGUUUUCUUCGUAACGAUGCAUGUUGCAGUAACAGUGGUUUCGUGCUUCGGUCAUGUUUAUCCUUGUGUUAUUUCUCGGUGCAGUGUGUGUAUGUGAUGUUUCGACACUAAAGUGGACGUUUGCUUCGAUGUAAUCUACCAGAAAACCUUUUUACGAUUCACAGAAGGGAAAACGAAAUUGUAAUGGUCGAUAUUUAUAAGCGGACGUUUUAUAUCCUCUUCUUUGCACUUUGUAAUAUUUCUUGAUUAUUCCAGGACCGGAUGUAUGGAUGUAUGUGUAGAUGUAAGAAAAAGGCCCCUGAGAAGUGUGGCCCUUGAUGGUACUGUGUUAAGUAAAGCUUUAUGGGGAAUGAA
Trichomycterus rosablanca is the source of this 3773-nucleotide messenger RNA. It is a transcript of the gene fbxo25, whose product is annotated as F-box protein 25. Lineage: Eukaryota; Metazoa; Chordata; Actinopteri; Siluriformes; Trichomycteridae. The coding region runs from base 98 to 1156 and encodes 352 amino acids. The record is from RefSeq and is a predicted model, not a curated record. The transcript has 10 exons. Gene Ontology annotation, biological process: protein ubiquitination. Gene Ontology annotation, cellular component: nucleus; SCF ubiquitin ligase complex; cytoplasm. Gene Ontology annotation, molecular function: protein binding.